AAAGUAAGAAGGGCGGGUCUGCGAAGGUGUAAACCCAUCGGCGAUCAAUCUCCGCCGACUGGGGCGUGGCUCAAAGCGGUAACAACCAAUAGGGAUCGACAGGAUAAAAGAAGUGCCAAGGUGAGAUCGAGCCAUCUCAUUCUCUCAACCAUGGCCAGCCGAACAACCGCCGGAGGACUCGGAUUUGCUGUCCGACAAAAGCAAGACUCAAAAUUCAAUGAGGAGGAGGGAGAAAUGCUACUCAAAUGGAUUAAAGAGCUAUCGAAGGAAAAUAUCAACACUUCUGGUGAUCGCGACAAUUUCUUGAAUCUGCUCAAGGAUGGCACACUUCUUUGCAAAAUGGCCAAUGGUAUUGAGCCGGGAAUCGUGAAGAAAAUCCAAAAACCCAUCUCAAACUUUGCCUGCAUGGAGAAUAUCAAUGCAUUUGUGGAAGCCGCUAAGAAGGUAAAUUUAAUUCUGUUGGGAGAAGCAUAA
This is a messenger RNA of Ostertagia ostertagi, 474 nucleotides long. The record is from the annotation of a GenBank genome assembly. NCBI's taxonomy places the organism in Eukaryota, Metazoa, Nematoda, Chromadorea, Rhabditida, Trichostrongylidae.